AUGGUUGAAUUUAGAUGUGGUGUUUGGUCAUCAGAAGAGUCCAGGGGUGCUGCAAUCGUUCUUAAAUUUUCAGUGGCAUUAGCCCUAAAACUGGUAUUUUUGCUGUCCAAUAGAGCCGUGCAUCAUCACAUUUUUCUUAUGGCAUUAAAAGGUAUUGCCGAUGUUAAAAUUGAUCCAUCUGGGGUGUUCAAGUACAUUUUGAUUAAGGUUACUGAGAAAUCGUCCAAACAAGAAAAAUUAAUUGUGAGAGGUUACGGUCGAUGUGGUUUUCAUAGUGAUAUUUUCGAUGAAACUGUUGAAGAAUUGGGUCCAGAAUUUAAAUUAAAAUGUGUGGGUGGUGGACGAAUCCGACAUGAACAAGCCGAGCAAAAAAUUUUGGUCUAUGGAUACUCGCAAGGAUAUGGACCUGCUGAUCAUCAAAAAAGUGUCAAUAUAUUGAAAACAAGAUAUCCGACAUACGAAAUUUCUUUUUCUAGUGAAGGAUAUUAA
Messenger RNA from Dracunculus medinensis (Guinea worm), 489 nucleotides. The record is from the annotation of a GenBank genome assembly. NCBI's taxonomy places the organism in Eukaryota, Metazoa, Nematoda, Chromadorea, Rhabditida, Dracunculidae.